This is a messenger RNA of Anthostomella pinea, 549 nucleotides long. The record is from the annotation of a GenBank genome assembly. Lineage: Eukaryota; Fungi; Ascomycota; Sordariomycetes; Xylariales; Xylariaceae.
AUGUCACACCCCGACUCCGGUACCAGUGGAUCACACAACUCCCAACCACGGGGACCACCCCUAGGAUUCAAGGAUACUAAGGUCGAAGAGAAUACGUUCAAAUGUGUUAUUUGCGGAUACGAGCGUUCCACUGCGAACUUGAACCCUACCAAGAAGAACGUAUGCGACUGGUGUUGCUGGGGAUGGGAUGGGGACAACGACAUCCCCCUGGAAGAUGCACCAGCCAAUUGUUAUGGACUUCUACACGACAAAUGCCCGACGUUGAUACAACAACAAAUCUUCACCACCUCGAAAACCUUUUGUGGCAACUGCCUCAAACUACUGGAUCCGCAACCAUCUGACGCGUGGACUGGCUACAAUGUUGCCACUGGAUCCGGUCAUAGGGGCUCUGUGCCAGGUUUCUCGACGCCUGUCACCCCGGAAUUUGAACACGGUGCCCUUGGAGGAGCUGCGGCGAGCUCGACAUCGCUUUCACCCGCAGCCCCAGGCCGCAAGCUCGUCGACGCAGGGAUUUUCCACAAAGAGGCGAUGCUUUGCCUGCCGGAAUGA